Messenger RNA from Episyrphus balteatus (marmalade hoverfly), 11737 nucleotides. RefSeq lists its product as uncharacterized. Gene Ontology annotation, molecular function: histone acetyltransferase activity; DNA binding. The record is from RefSeq and is a predicted model, not a curated record. Bases 385 to 9657 code for a protein of 3090 amino acids. Gene Ontology annotation, biological process: nucleosome assembly; regulation of DNA-templated transcription. The transcript has 8 exons. NCBI's taxonomy places the organism in Eukaryota, Metazoa, Arthropoda, Insecta, Diptera, Syrphidae. Gene Ontology annotation, cellular component: nucleosome; MOZ/MORF histone acetyltransferase complex.
CGAUAGAUUUUCAUGAGUAGAUAUGUGUUGUAUGACUUCAUUUCGGCCGUAUAUUUGAUUUCGGAUUUUUAAUUAGAUAAAUAAAUAUAAAUAUGUUUUUAAUCUUGUGAAUUGUUGACAAAGUUAAGAACUAACAUUUUAAAAUCUCGUAUUAUCAAAUUGAAUUACAAAUGUUUAAAGAGAAUAUUAAUGAAUCAAUUUAGGAAGUCGUGUGAAAUCGUAUUUUAUUUUAAAUACAUUGGUUAACUCAAUAUUGUUGCUGUUGAAGCGAAGAAAAUUGUUUAAGACAAGAAUACCUCAAAUAUCUCAGCACCCUGCUAAGACGGCUACAUUGUUCAAUUCAUGUUUAUUAUAAGAAAAAUGUUUUCAGGAUAAACAAAAAUCAUGCGGGAAUCGGCUCAGGAAAUUGGCCAAGAUGUUUGGCAUCAAUGGAUUUUGGAUGCCAUUGCCAAAAUUCGUUCACAGAAACAACGGCCAAGUGUUCAAAGAAUAUGCCAAGCAAUUGGCAGUCACCAUAAAUUUCAUGAAGACAUUGUAGCUGAAAAGCUUGAAGAAGCUGUCAAUUCUGGUGCUGUAAUAAAAGUUUAUAACAAAGGCUUGCAUUCUUAUAAGGCACCGAUGGCAAAAAGAAAAAUCACAAUAGAAAAAAAUACAAAUCUUUUUAAGAUCGUAGCAAAAGCUGUUCACGACUUGGGGGAGUGUGAAGGAUCGACAUUUAAAAGCAUAGAGAACUAUGUACAAAAAUUUAACAAUAUUGAACUGGGAACAGAUACGGACUUCAAGCUUGUUAUAAAAAACUCUAUCAAAAAAGCAAUAGAUGCAGGUUUUUUAAUUCAAGAUGGUAAGCUUUACAAAAAAGGACGAUCAUUGACUACACCCCGCAAAUCUGCAGCCACUGCCGAAAGCGUAAUAGAAAGAAUAAAUCAAGGGGACUCAAUGUGUUCUCAAUGUUGUGGUACCUCAGAACGAAAUGGCAGCGGUAUUCCGGAGCCACUUAGCUCAUGUGAUAAUUGUGGAAUGUCUCUGCAUACUACUUGUGCUAAUAUUGCCGGUAAAUGUAAAUCACAAUCACAGGUUCUUCUUUAUAUCUUAUCUACAAAAGGCAACAAAUGGCAUUGCUACAAGUGUAAAGCUUGCGAUUCUUGCAAUGAUCGUCACAAAGGCCCUUGUUUGCUCGAUUGCUACCUUUGCCAGAAAAGUUUUCAUUUAACUUGCCUAAAUCCUGCGUCAGAUAAAAAACCCAAGUGUCCAUGGAGGUGUGAUCAUUGCUCGGAGCAUCAAAUGAAUGUCAAAAAAAGACCUAACAAAACAAAUUCAAUUGAAACUACUCCUCGAAGAAGUUUCUCAAAAACUUCUGAUAGAACUGCAAAGAAAUGGGCUUCAAGAACAUCUAUGAUGAUUAUAAAAAAAGAUGAGAUAGAUGACUGUAAAGGCACGCAAACAAAAGACAAUUAUACGUCUGAUUGUGGUAGUGAAGGUAAUAAAAGGAGUAAUUUGCAAUCCAAUGCAAAAAGAAAACAUUUACAGACUGUGUUUGGAGAUUUGAAAAGUAAACCAUCAACCACAACAUCAUCGUUUCAAUAUCAUGACAUCAAGAAAAAUGACAAAAUGUCUAAAGAAAAACAGAAAUUUUUCAGACAUUCUGCUUUUAAUAGCGAUCGGAUGGUAAAAUCUGGAUUUAGUUAUCAGCAUUCACCUAAAUCGAAAAAUGCCUAUUUGAGCAAUUCUUUGCAACAAGAAUUAGAUAUUAAGUUGAAUCCAACUCAUGGUGAAAGACAGCGAAAGCUUUCAGAAACAUCUUCAACUUGUUCGUCGAGUGACAACGACGAUGAUGAAAAUGAUGGAGACAGUACUUCAUCAGACUCUUGCUCAUCUAGCAGUUCGACGGACUCAAGUGGAAGUAGCUGCGAAAGUUCUUCUUCUGGUGACGACGAUGAAGAUGAUGAUGAAACAGAAAAAAGUGAUAGAUCAGAAAUGACAAUGUCCCGAAGCAGUAAGAAAAGUUCUUCAAACACAACUGAAAAGUUAGAUGAACUUAAGUGUAGUAUAUUUCAAAGUGAUGAUUCUAAUGUUAAAGAUGAGAAUGUUUGGGGUUUUGCAGCUGUUGCUAAAAACGAAGUUGAUAUAUUUGCCAAAGCAAACAAUGUAUCACCAUCAAAAGAAAUCAAAAAGAAGAACAUUCAGCUUAAAGGAUUGUUUGAUGGGUUGUCGCACAUAUUUACUACUUCUAACUUUUCUCGUACAAAUAUCAAAGUUAAAGAUGGUGGUGCUAAGGAAGCAGAAGCCUUCAGUUCUGAGACUACAAAAAGUCCAAAAGAAACUAAGAAAUCAUUUAAAAAUUUUGAAAAUGAUGACAGUCUUUCCGCAAGCGUUCAAGAGAAAAGGAAUGUUUGUAAGCAAAAUGCGAUGCCUAAUCAAAACUUACAACUAACAUCUACAAUCAACAGUGAUUCAGAAGUCGCUUCCAAGAACUUGUUUUUGGGGAGCUCUUCAUUAUCUUCAAAUACCAACGAUUUGAGUCAGAAUGUUUAUCUGGACAAAAUUACAGUAAAAAAACGUAUUACUCCCCUUGUAUCGAUGCCAUUAGAAAAAAAGAAUGCUUUUGUAAAACAGCCAUCCAACGAAGAAGUUCCUUAUCUGACACAAAAAACUGUACUAAAUGCUGUAGAAUGUUGUAAUGAAGAUAAUCUCGAAUUAGGCAAAGGAUUUUUCGAAGUUAAAAAUCAACUCGACUUUGCACAGUUAAGAGAAAAGAGUCAACAAUUUAAUAUAUUUGAAAAUGACGAAUCGAGUGAAUUAAGUAAUUCAUAUUGUCUUCCACAUUUGGAAACUCAAAUGCCUCCAGGUAUUACAGAAAAUGAUGUCAAAAUGUAUAGUCUUAUUAGAGAAAAGUCAGCAAAAGCCGUAGCUGAAACAGUCAAUCAAACUGGACGUAUUAAUUUAGCUAUCCCUGACUUAAAUCCAAUAUCAUUAAGUCCACCUUCUUUUGCUUUGGCAGCGCAAGAACGUUGUCCAGCAGCAAUUGAAUUCGGAAAAUGGGAAAUACAAACAUGGUACUCCAGUCGAUUUCCUCAAGAAUAUGCAAGGCUUCCCAAACUAUUUCUUUGUGAAUUUUGUUUAAAAUAUACAAAAAGUAAGGCAGUGUUAGCACGUCACCAGGACAAAUGCUACUGGAGACAUCCACCUGGAACAGAAAUUUAUCGGAAUGAUGAUAUUUCUGUAUUUGAAGUUGAUGGAAAUAUAAACAAAAUUUACUGCCAAAACCUUUGUUUACUGGCAAAAUUGUUUUUGGACCAUAAAACGUUGUAUUACGAUGUAGAACCAUUUUUAUUUUACAUCCUUACCAAAAAUGACAAAAAGGGUUGUCAUUUGAUUGGAUAUUUUUCCAAAGAAAAACACUGCAUGCAAAAAUACAAUAUUUCAUGCAUUAUGACCAUGCCGCAAUAUCAAAGACAAGGCUUUGGAAGAUUUCUGAUCGACUUUAGUUAUCUUUUAAGUCGCGAAGAAGGCCAACUCGGUACACCAGAAAAACCCCUAUCCGAUUUAGGUCGACUGUCUUAUCAUGCGUAUUGGAAGUCUGUGGUUUUGGAGUACCUUUAUAAUUAUCGUCAUAAAGAGAAAAUCACUUUUAGACAUCUUGCAAAUAAAACCGGUUUGUUUUUACCAGACAUUGCAUUAGCUUUUCAACUUCUUAACUUUGUUAAGCUAGGCCGUAAAAAAGGUGAUAUUCGUUAUAAAAUAUACAUUCAAAUAAAUUGGGCUAAAGUAAUACAGCAUAACGAAAAAGUAAUGAAAUCAACAACAAGAAUACCAAUCGAACCCGAAUGUUUGCGAUGGACCCCAUUACUAUCAAAUGUACCAACUUCGAUAGCAAUGAAAAAGUUUAGUUGUUCAGGUUCUGACAAUGAUAAUGAUGAGGUAUGUAUGUCAGGCAUAGCGAAAAAAAAAUUGCCAGCCGCAAAAGAGACAAGCCCUUUGCCAAAAUCAAUAUUAAAUUGUACCAAGGGAAUGAAAGUCACCACCAAGCAAUUGGAUGAAAAGAAUACAAUUGAAGCUAUCUCGCCGAUUUCAAGUUUGAAUGACCAGAAUCAAAACUCCAAUAAACGUAAAAAACUUCUGGUAAAAAAUGAAACACCAAGAGCAGGUUCCGACUUCAUAGAAAUAAUCGAAAUGACAUCUUCUGGUAGGCGACGAGCACGACCUUUGAAAUAUUUUGAAACAACAUUUGGUAGUGGAGCCAGAAAUCAAUCUGGAAUUGACACUGAAAAAAAGACUAAUUUCAAAAACACCUUUCUCAAUGGCAAUCUUAAGGAAAAAAACAGCUUUAAACGCAAAAGAAGUAAGACUCCUGAUUAUCCAGCUUCGUCGGCAGCAGUGGAACACAAAAAAAGUCGCUUUAGUUUAAGAACUAGAUCUGAAACUGACAAAAAACGGAAAUAUAUUUCGACAUUAUUACGAAAACGUCACGAAAGAUUAGUUUCUACACGUAAAAAAAGGUGGAGGGGUUUGAUUAAUCAAAGUGAAGAAUCUAGGUCAAGUAGAUCAUUGCGUAUGGCAAAUCGCAAACCACCUACAUUUUUCACAAAGAGUUUGUCUGAAUCAAACACCAAUGAAGGCGAACAAAUUGAUUAUGAUGUUAAUAAAAAAACAAAAAGCUCAAUUAAACGCGAGGCUGAAGUCAGCCAAGAAAUUGGUGCAAUUGCGGAGAGCAAGAAGCGGUUUAAUAAAAAUAAAAAAAUGUGUAGCUCUUCGGUCAAUUUAGACGGAGCGUGUUCCAGCGAUGAACAUAUUAAGACAGUCCAGAUUCCGAACCCAGAUAACAUUUCGAAUGAAGCAGGAAAUUGUGGUAUGUUUUCAAAGACAAUCGCACCAGAAUUUAAUAUAAAAUUAUCUACAAAACAUGAAAAAGAAAGAAAAGUAGCGGAUUCAAACGAAAAUUUAUUGCAAGAGGAAAAAAAGAUGAUAAAUGUUGCGCCCAAACUACGAGGCAAACGAACUGUAACACAGCAACAUGGAGACGUUUCGAUUUGUUCCGACAGUUGUACAACUGAUGAUAGUAAAAGUGAGGAUUUUAAGUUUAUACUUGAAGAUGCAUAUAAAUCAGAGCAACAAAAUGUUGAACCGAUUGUAAAUGAAUCAUCAACUGAAAAAUUGUCUCCAGAAAAACAACACUUGGAAAUUAAAGAAGACAAUGAUAAGGUUUUAGAUGCAGUAGCGAAAAAAACAAAGAAAAAUCUGCUGUGCGAAAAUUUUUGCGAUAGUUCAUCGGUUGAAUUAGCAGUUUUACAAGUUGAACAAAGAAAAGAAAAUUCAAUUCCCCAAAGUAAUAUUUUAAUUGAAGAAAAUAAAAAUAUUAGUGAAAAAAUAGACAGUUGCAUUCGUCCUAUACAAACCGUACUUACAGGUAUUGCACAUGAACGCGCUGCUGGGACACAGAAUAAAGAUGAGAACGUAACUGCAAACUUGCCUGAAAAGAUGGACAUUAUAAAAACCAAAGUACAGCCAAGCGAGUGUGAAAAACUCGAAAGACCAAGAAUUAUUAUUGAUAAUAAAGCGGAAAUAAGCGAUAAGAAGGUAAAAAGUGUGGACAUUUCCCUAAAUAGUUGCACCAUCCCAAAAAACUUGGAAGGCCAAACACAACUUUACUUGCCGGAUAGCGAUAAAUCCCUCAUCAAUAAUUCAGGAGAAAUUAAAGAAAAAGCUGAAAAUAAUUCAGAGGAACAAGCUCAAACCCAUUUACCUCCAUCAUCGGUCAUAUUAAGAACAUUAGAUAAAGAUAGCUAUGAUAAUAAACAGAAUCAAAUUUUGAUUGAGAGUAAAUCAAACCGAAAAUCACAAUCAAAAAGUAAUGAAAGUGAUCAGUUGCAAACCGGUUCAAUAAUUCGUGAUGAAUCGCACCAAAAAGAAACGUGUGCAAAUCAGAACCAUAAACAACAACAAACACAACAACAAACACAACAACAACAAACACAACAAAUACAACAUCAAAUACAACAACAACAACAACAACAAACACAACAGCAACAAACAAAGCAACAACAAACACAGCAACAACAAACACAACAACAACAAACACAACAACAACAAACACAACAACAUCAAACACAGCAACAACAAACACAACAACAGCCAACACAACAAACUCAACAACAACAAACUCAGCAACAACAAACACAACAACAACAAACACAACAACAACAAACUCAACAACAACAAACCCAGCAACAACAACAAACAAAUCAUCAACAAGCUCAACAGCAACAAACCAAACAACAACAAACACAACAACAAAUACAACAACAAAAGCAACACCAACAACAAACACUACAACAGCAACAACAAAAACAACAUCAUCAACAACAACAACAGCAAAAAGUACAAGUUCAAGUACAACAGCAACAACAACAAUGUCAACACCAACAACUAAAACAGCAACAACAAUUAACACAACAACAAACACAAAAACAACAACAAUUAUCACAACAACAGCAAACACCACAACAACAACUUACACCACUACAACUACAAACACAGAUACUUCCCCAGCAACAACAGCAGCAAAUUCAUACUCAAAUAGCUAAACAGAGUGUGUUUCAGUCUAAUAAUACAUCAAAAAAUAAUUCUUCACAAAAUUCGGAAGCUCUUGUUAUACAACGCCAACUGGAAGAUACUAUUCCACAAAUCGACCUUACUGCUUCGAAAUUUUCGAGUGAAAACAAAAAAAUAAUAGAUCGAGAGGAAAGUCGACGGACAACAAAUUUUCAGUUGCAAUGCAUAAAUAAAGCAAACUCAAAACUUAAAAUACCACAAUUUGACAAUUCCAGUGACACGUCAAAAAAUAGAGAUUCUCCAGAGAUUGAAAAGAAAUUGAAUAUUGAUCGCAUAAAGCCUGAAUCCAAAAAGUCAACCGAUCUGAUCAAAGUAGAAAAAAUACAACAAACACCAUCAUCAUCUCCGAAUAGUUUGACGACUUCUUAUAACACUGUUCUUUCUUCGCAAAGUAGCAAAAGCGGCAAUAACGUUACCAUGAAUAAAAACUCGAAUGUUAUUAGGACCCCAACUACGGUAAAGCAGGAAACGAGCAAUUAUGGGGGAAUACAUAUACCUUUUACGUCAGCAACUUCGUCUUUGACUUUAAGCUCCAUGGCUUGUUCACCGUCGCAACAUGAAAAAUUUCCAUCAAAUAGUAAAGGUAUUGAACAAAAACAAUCCCACACCACCGUUGACCUAAAUAAAAUAGCCCCUCAAUUCACGAUGAACCAAAUGCCCAACUAUCAUGCUUCACCACAUCCGCAGUACUGGCAAUGGGACUAUUAUCCAGGAUACAACUUGUCGCACUUGGAAGCGAGUGCCGUCCAGAAAACACAAAAUAAGUACAAGGACUUAGCCACUUCAAUGGCUUAUGGUCAUACUUUUUCACAAAAUCUUUAUCAAAACACUUUGGCCAUGCAACAACAACAGCAGACGCAUCAAAUACAACAAGCUAUAGCAGUACAAAAAGAAAAACAAAGAGUUGAUAGAAAGAACGGCAGUUCGAACACAGAAAAACAACUUUCAAAUAGUUCUACACAUAGCAGUAGUUCCAAGAAGGAAGAUAAACAACUUGCAAAAGAAUCUACAAGCAAUAACUGUACUUUGAGCAAACAACAACAGAGCAGCUAUGAUAGCAGCCAACAAUACAAUCAACAACAGACAAAGAUAUCGAAUGGGAGUGUGAGUAACACCAAAAACAGCAUCAAAUCAAUAGAAAACGCACACAAACAUUCAAAUAACAUAUCUCAACAUACCGGAGUUUCCAUACAGCAACAUAAUCAAUCCACAAGUACAAUCAACCAAAGCACAUUAAAUUUAAUGAAUCAACAACAGCAACAACAACAUAUUUCACAAAAAGUAGGACAUGAUCAAGAUUUGACACAAAAUUCUGCCUUAAACCUGGAAAACAUGAAACAAAGUUCUUCCACAACGGAAAUAUCAUCAAUGGUUGUGUAUACCCCGGAUUCUACUAACAAUUCUGUUCAUGGCUUGCAGCACCACUAUGAUCAGUGUGAAAUUGAUGUAGCACAGCUGGGUCUUGAAUCUCCUACGAGUAUAGCCAGUGAUAUAGCAUCCCAAAAUUCUGUAGAGAAUGUUCGUCCGCCUAGUGUGCAAAUACAGCAUCAACAGCAACAAUUUUCCGAUUGUUCAAUGCAACAAACGCAAACGAAUUCAUCAUCGCUUCAUAUGACAAUUCAUCAGGCGAAUCAGCAGAAUAAUAUGAACAUUGAAACAACCAGUCCCCCACAAAAUAUUGGUUUAAUGGGCAUCGCAGGAAAUAUGUCGAAUCAGCAGCAAAAUCAAAACAGGAAGAUAUCACAACAGGUACGAAAUGCAAAUACUGGUGCCCAACGCUCAUCAACUCCAAAGGUAAGCCGAUCCAAUAACAAUACAAAUAACCAUCAGAGACAAAGCAGUAGAAACACUCCACCUAGAAUAAACACCGCAUCAAGUAAUAACAACGCUGUGCAGCAGCAGCUUUCAAGUCCAAAUCAAGCUAUGCAACAAAUAAGCCAGCAACAGCAAAAUCAUCAAAAUAUUCAGCAUAUGCAGCAGUAUGGUCAUUUGGCUGGUUCCAUUGUGCCUCAUGUACAUCAUCACCAAGGAAUGCACCAAUCUUCGGAAUAUUUGUCAAUUUCUCAAAUGGGUCAAAACUAUUCAGGUAAUUCGCCCAAUACAUACAACAGCGUUUCAAUGCCAACAGUUAUACAGCAUCGAAUGACUGGAAGCCAUGCACUAGCUAGUCCACAUCAGCGCCUUGGACCAUCACCGUCAUCUUGCGCUGUUUCCUCCUCAUCCGUGAACAAUUUUUAUGUAGGAGGUAAUUCAACUGCACAAACAACAGUUCCGAUGGCAACAUCAUCAAUGUCGUCCACACCAGCUAUGCAAAUUAACACAUCAUCAGCUCCUGGAACAGUGCAAAGUAUAUCGUCAGUGGGUCAGACUACUCAAGGUCAAGGAAAUGCAGUGGGAGCCUCAACACUAGGAGGUGGAUCAUUAUUAGUUGGUAAUUUAUCUAGUCUUUCAAAACUACAACAACUAACAAAUGAUUUGGAAGUUCAAACAAGCAAUACAUCUCCAGCGGGGCAGGUCAACUUAACACCACCACCAAACAACCAUCAUCCUCAUAGCACAAUGACUCCGCCACCAUCACAUCUUGUGAACCAAAACAGGAAUCUUACUACACCACCAACCACUCUGCAACCCCAAAUACCAGCUCUACAGUACCACAAAUAUUACCCAGGUAAUAUGAAUGGGGCUCCUACAAUAUCAUCCCUGUCAGAAAAUCGUCCAAUUCGUAAUGCCACUUCAGCACCGGUGCAACAUAUGUCAACAAGUGGCCGUGCUUCGACUGUAGCACUUAAUCCAAAUCUUAUGUCGCCCUAUGGAGCAUUGAAUGGUUACAGGAUGACGACUCAACAAACGGCUGGCUACAUAACAAAUACUGCUGCCGCUACAAGUUUCAUCAAUAGCCCUGGCUCUCAGAUUCCCGUUCAAAUGGGUGUUAUGAAUAUGCAAUCGCAAUACCAAGACGCAAGUGCUAUACAAAGAGCCGCUCAACAAGGUUCCAUGUAUCCUACUUAUAGCCCAUAUAUACCGCUUAACGGGACAAUGAGAAGAUAGGACCGAAAAAUUGUUUAGGGUCGAGAUAAAUGAUAACCUAAAAAAAUUUUUUUACAUAUGUAUUUUUGUUGUUUUUUUUUUAUUUAUUUAAUUUAUUCCCAUACUAAAGCCUGGUACGCUACUCGCGCUAAAUUUUAGCUGAGAUAAAAUUCUCAUACAAGUUAUCGAUAAUUUGUAUGGGAUCCAUUUUAGCUGAGAUAAAAUUUUUCGAUAAUUUGUAUGGGAGCUAAAAUUUAGCGCGAGCAGCGUACCAGGCUUAAGCGUUGAAAAUAUAACUACACUGUAUAAGUGAAAAUCUGUAUUAGUUUUCUUACUUAUUAAUUAUGGGUCAAUUUAUAUUUUACGCACAAAAAUUGUAAUUAUAAUAAAGUAAAUAACAUAACAGUACUAAUUGUUUAUAUGUACUUUUUUUCUAAUUCUUAUUUGAAAACAAAACUAUUCAUACUAUCUCGAUCCGACUUGGUAACAAAACUGUUUCAUUAAUUCACUUAAGAUGAAAGAUAAUAUAAUACGUAAAGAAUAUGAAAUAAAUUGUUAUUAAUAAAACUUAUUUUAAUUUUUACUUAAUGACCUUAGUUGUGUAAGACACUUAUUGGUUUUGAAUUAUUUAAAAAUUCCAUAUUUGUUCUUUUCCAGCAUUGCGUUUUCCAACAGAUGGCACUGGUGCAAAAUAUAAUAUAAAAAUAAUAAAAAUGUAAAAAAAAAAUAAAUACAAAAACUGACAGUUUGGAUAAUAGUAUAGAUACAACUCAGUGAAAAAGAGUAGGGAUAUAAAACAAAUGCUGUACAAUUUCUAUUCGAGUAUCUGCUAUUCGGUGUACUAGAAGUCAUAUAGAAACUGCCAAACUUGAAAUUUAAGAGUGGGUGUCCCCGAAUGACGAACUCAGACUUCAUGUAAAUGAGUUUGUGUGUAUUAGUGACCUUUCUUCGCCAUACAUCUCUCACGUUCAACGUCAUCUCAACUCAGUUCUCUCUCGGUAUCUUUAUUUGCAUUCUCUUUCCCUUUCUAGAGAACCAAAGUCAUAAAAUUAAAGUCUAUUUAGGUAGAAAAAACAAAUCAGCAUCAAGGAAAUAGCAAAAAAAAGGGUUGCAAGCCUUGCAAGUGUAUAUUGCGGUUUUGCUUUGCGCAACCGAAUUCACUUGUGUUUUCGUUUUCCGUUGGUUUUACUCUAUGUGCAAGAGUCAUGGUAGGUAUAUUUAUGAAAAAAAAAAUGGUAUGAUAUUCAGUGUUGAAUUUUUCUAUCUUUCUGCGCAUCUAUGUACCUACAUCACUUGGUAUUCUAUAUAACUUUUGCAAGUAUUCGUAGGCGCAGGAAUCUGAUCGACUUUUUUUUUCUUUGUUAUAGUAUUCAGUGAUGAUAUUUAUUUUAGUAGUUUAAAAACAAAUUUUUUCAACAUUUUUUUUUUGGCAAAUAAAACGUUUAUUUUUUAAAACUAUUAGGUACAUUUUUGUUUAUUUAUUUGAAUGUUUUUAACUUUUUCUUUCGAAUUUGUACAUAGAUUUAUAUAUUAUAUUAUUAAUUGAUAUUAUUGUUAUUCAUAUACAGGGUGUCCCAAAAGUAAUGGAUCAAACGAAAUAUGCAGAUAGGCCAACUUUAGGGCUCUCAGAAUUUGGUAACUUGUUCAUCCCAAAUCCUUACGGUUUUCAAUUUAAUGCAGUUUUUGUGAAUUAUCGAAAAAUCUCGACUUUGCAACAGUAUUUUGCUUCCUCCGGUCAUAAUUGAUUUUUGUUUUUUACAAUUCUUUCACUAAAACAUUGCCUAAUAAUAAGAAAUAAUUAUUUAAUCAAAAUAUUUUUUAUUUCAUACGCCAUUUUGCUGCAAAUUAUGUAACAGUUCCAUGUUUUAUAAAAACUCAAUUUCUUACUCACAGAAAAAGACAAUUUCAUCUAUAAAGUAAAAUUCGAAAAUUUAGAUUUUUGUAUUAUAAUGCGAAUAACAUUACAGACUGCCUGUCUUUCCAAAUUUUGUUUUCAUAGAAAAAAAUAUAUCCAUACAGUUGCUCAGAAGAAUACCUAACAUGCAACAUCAUAAAUUUAUGAAAGAGAUAAAUAAACCAGUUAAAAAAAAAAAAAAAAACA